Molecule: messenger RNA, 189 nt
Organism: Giardia duodenalis
Lineage: Eukaryota; Fornicata; Diplomonadida; Hexamitidae
Product: Ribosomal protein L29e
Exons: 1
Coding region: 1-189 (62 amino acids)
Biological process (GO): cytoplasmic translation
Cellular component (GO): ribosome; cytosolic large ribosomal subunit
Molecular function (GO): structural constituent of ribosome
Source: RefSeq, a predicted model, not a curated record
AUGGCGAAGCUGAAGAACCACACCUCCAAGAACCAGAACCGCAAGGACCACCGCAACGGCAUCAAGAAGCCCAAGAAGUCGGCGUACACGUCACACAAAGGCAUGUGUCCCAAGUACCUCAGAAACCUGAGGAGGUCUCGCGCCAAUGACCCCCGCCAGUCUCUCCGUCCGAACCUCAACAAGGAGUAA